GGGAUGAAUGGCCUUGCAGCGGUGAUCGUCGAGAUCGUAUUCCGAGGUGCAGCCACUUUCAAAAGGCAGGUCAUACCAAGGAGACCUGCUACGAUCUUAUUGGGUGGCCCGACAAGCGGCCCCGUGCUGGAGAACGUGACCGUGAGCGAGAAAAGGAUCGGCCAGCGUGUCCCAGCCAUCCUCGCGCGGCCCAGUCAUCGGUUGGAGCUGGCGUUUCUAUUCCUGGCCUUGAUCCUGAGCAGGUACAACAAUUGCUGGAAUUCCUCAAUAAUGGUGGCGGUCAGGCCACUCAGUCUUCUUCUUCCGAGCCGCAAGUGAGUAUGGCAGGACUUACACUCCAGGAAGACGAUUGGGACGGGUCAACUUCGUGAUGGAUUAUAUUACCUUCAGCUAUGUUGUGUCGAGAAGCCUCAAGUCUUGGCGGCUAGUAGUGAAGCCGGAAUGUGGGAGCUUUGGCAUUCAAGGUUGGGGCAGCCGUCAUUCAAGAAGACACCAUCGUUAUUUCGUUCUGUUCAGAAUAAGUGCAAGGAUGUUACUUUGAUUCUUGUAUGCAUGCCAAGCAGACCCGUUUACCGUUCUCUAAGAAUUCCAUUAAGACUAGUCGUUGUUUUGAAUUAAUUCAUGUGGAUAUUGGGGAGGAUUCAGAGUUCCUACUCAGAACACAGCACGUUAUUUUCUCACUAUC
Molecule: messenger RNA, 685 nt
Organism: Linum tenue
Lineage: Eukaryota; Viridiplantae; Streptophyta; Magnoliopsida; Malpighiales; Linaceae
Source: the annotation of a GenBank genome assembly